Daldinia loculata is the source of this 1959-nucleotide messenger RNA. RefSeq lists its product as uncharacterized. NCBI's taxonomy places the organism in Eukaryota, Fungi, Ascomycota, Sordariomycetes, Xylariales, Hypoxylaceae. The record is from RefSeq and is a predicted model, not a curated record. Bases 90 to 1904 code for a protein of 604 amino acids. The transcript has 2 exons.
UUCGUAAAUUUACUAUAGACAACAGUGAAGAAGUUGGAUGUGAUCGAAAAUCAAAACACUCUACAAUUUUAUAGAACAGGUAGACAGCAAUGGCCGAUGAUAACCAGUUGCCAGAGUUCCCAGAGGGAUCUCCGGGUCAAAAAACCGAGGGUGGGUCGUCUCGGGGCCGUAGGCGAAAUGUACGAAGGACUGGAAUGCCAGAAGAGGAGCGCAGAGCUCGGCAACAGCGUAGACGUCAAUUCCGCGCCCGAUUUAGGGCUGCAAACGAAGAUAAGCGUCGUGAAGAGACAGAAGAUGGAAAACCCGAUAUUGACGACUCAAACGCUACACAGGCAGCAAUUGAACAAGAGAGUGCGGACGAUCCGAUCUUGGCAGAGGCUGAGGGUAUUCAGGAGCGGAAACCUUGGGAGACGCUAGUGAUUGGGAGCUUGGGGGAGAACUUGAGUUACAUCGAGGAAAAGAAUCGUGAGAUUGAACGACAGCAAUAUAUCGUAAGAUACCACCAGGAACAUUCUCCGCACGAAGUUGCACAUAAUCAGGAAAUCCUCGAUGAGUUGAUACAAGAGCGAUCGGAGAUGGAGGACGAUGAAGAAAACAAUAUGCCCCAAGAUAAGCGAGAAGAGAAGAAGCGCAUCGGCGAACGACUGGACUCGCUGAAUUGGGCCCUCGAUACUUGCCAAUGUGAAGAUGAGGAGAUCAACAUCCGAGCUGCCAUCCAAGGGUAUCAAUCUGGGGAAAUCUUAUAUUCGAACAAUUUUACACUCAUCUACGGCGGACAUAUCGUUGAUGUCUGCCCCUCAUACCAAUCCUUCUGCGUAGACAGGCAGGAGAGGUUAGAUAGGUAUUUUGCAAAAUACGGACCCGGAUGGCUCUGGCAAGAACCCCCGUUGGCUGGCCCCGGCUUCGAAGCCAUGGCAAAUAAGGCGCUGUGCCUCAACCAGGACGGGAAUAAAAAUAACUACUUUUUCGGGAGUUAUACGGUGAACAUGCGAUUUGCCGUUGAUAGGAGACAAGUAAUGAGAAAGACACCUAGAGGUUUCAUUAGAGACAGAUCAUGGCGGCAGCCGAAUUCUGAGAUUUCGUGUUGCUUCGAGACGCUCCUCGACAGCGGAGCAACUCUCCCCAACUUAUCUCUAGUUGAUCUUCGGCAUCUAAACGUCGACUUGAAGUAUUACGCUGCGCAGGGUGUUACGAAGAUCCGGACAGUAUCCGAUAUCCAAGAGCGGAGACUCUUCGAAAUGCGAGUCUCGGUGUGUUCAAAAGACGGCACAUCACUCGUCGGGGAAGGCGAUCAAGCAGUGUGGCCUAGCGAACGGAGGAUGAUUGGAGGCUUCGUUCCAGUUUGGAUCAAUGAAGACGCAGAAGGUCCAUCAAGCUUCAAAGACCGUCUAAGCGGCAUGAUACCGUUCGAAUCAUGCUACGUAGGGUCGGCGCCGACUACGAAGGAGAUGUGGCUUGGGGAAGACCGCAGAGACGUGCUGGGUGCAAGGCGCAUGCCGUCGCUCUUGCGGUACGACACGGAGAAGCAAGUCGGGUUGACGUACCCGGCACACUUCCAAAGACUGCGGGCCGAAGCAAAGACGCCGGAUCAAGUGGUAUUCAUACAUAAACUCGACCCGGCAAAAGGAAAAGGAUCGACGUUCAUCGACGCAGACUGGCCAGGCGUUCGCGGGAAGACCGAGCUAGCAAUCCUGCAUAGAGAAUUCGACAAAGCUCGCCAGCGGAUAAUCACGAAAUCACAGGAGAAGGUAGUCUUGGAGCCACGCACGGGAGAGCGGUGGGAAGCUGCGAAGGAGAAGCCUAUAUGGCGAGAGGAAUUCCUAGGCCCUAGGGAUUUUGCGAAGCCGGACUAUACCGGCGUUGGAGAGAAGCGGCUAUCCGGACGUAGGUUUGGACGUAGGUAGAAGGGAUGGGGUAUAGCGAAGUAAGAGAUGUGUUGUACUAAGUAAGUCUAGAGUA